GGGGGGGAGGGUUGGGGUGUCCGAGCAAGCAGACGAAGGCGAGGACGAUCGAACCGUGAUGACAAAUCAUAUGUAAAUAUUUUGUUCAUAGUGUCGUUUAUCGAAAUGUGCCUCGUCUUGUAAGGACUCUUAACACCGGCAACAAGCAGCAACAUGACGGACACAAGCCCUCCGGCCCCAGCAGACGCCCAGAUCAGCAAAAUUGUGGUGGGAUCCCGCAACAGCCAGCUUGCUUUGGUGCAGACGAACCAUGUCAUAGGUCUCAUGGAAAAACACUAUCCUGAAAAAUCGUUCGAUUUGGUUUCUAUGUCCACAACUGGUGACAAAAUUCUUGACAAAGCAUUACCAAAGAUUGGUGAAAAGAGCUUAUUUACCAAGGAACUUGAGACUGCUUUGGAGGCUGGAGAUGUUCAGUUUGUGGUACAUUCUCUCAAAGACCUCCCUACGACUCUUCCUGAAGGCCUUGUCAUUGGUGCAGUUUUAGAACGAGAAGAUCCCAGAGAUGCGUUGGUCAUGCACAAGGAUUUAGAAAACAACGACUUAGACAGUUUACCUGCAUCUAGUGUUAUAGGCACAAGCUCUCUUCGACGAAAAGCACAGCUGCUUUCUAAAUUCCCGCAUCUUGAUGUUCAAAGUAUUCGAGGGAAUGUUAAUACUCGGCUUCGGAAACUGGAUGAGAAAAAUGAAUUCUCAGCUAUCAUUUUAGCUGUGGCAGGGCUUAAUCGUAUGGGCUGGAACCCGAGAAUAACUAAGGUUCUACAUGGGUCUGAAAUGAUGUAUGCUGUUGGACAAGGAGCUUUAGCUGUUGAGUGCGUUGGUGAUGACUUGAAGACUGUGCAAUUGCUCUCUGUAUUACACCAUCGAGAAACUGCUCUUCAAGUGGUGGCAGAAAGGAGCUUCUUGUGUUCUUUGGGUGGAGGAUGUUCAGCACCUGUUGGAGUGGUCUCUGAGAUAUGUAAUGAAGGAAAAACCUUGGUUCUUGAGGGUGGUGUGUGGAGUCUGGAUGGCGACCAGAAGUUGACUAAGAAACUUAGCUGUAAUUUAGAAAAAAGUUCAGAAGAGCCACCAAGGAAGAAAUCUGCACCAUCUCAGCAGACAACAUUUUGUGGUAUUGUCAGCCCAGCAUCAGACAUAGAGCAUUACAGAGCAGCAUUCAAGCUUGGACAGGACUUGGCAAGUGCUCUUAUUAGUGAGGGAGCCUCAUCAAUAAUGGAAGAGGCAAGGAAAGCAAACGAGCCCUCAUGACUGUAAUCAAGCCUGAUCAACUAGUACAAUUUAUUUUAUCUUUUGUUUUCCACAAGUGGAAAUCUGAAUCUCUUCCAUGUUCUUAAGUUUUGAAAGAAUUAAUUUUGUUGUUUAAUUGUUAUCACAUUAGAUCCAUGCAUCUUUUUGUGCAUUUUAGUUACAAUUAAAGACCAUACUUGACUGCCAUGGAGGCAAAGACCAUUACAUUUUAGGGCUAGCUGUGAUAAACUGCUCAAUCAGCUUAUUGGUGUGUAGUUUUUGACAAACCAUUUUGUAUGAAUGAAUGUGCUAUUGUUUUUUGAUACAUUUACUUAUUGGUGCUUGAGACUGAAAAAAAAUGUUACUUAACAAUUUGCUGCCAAGUUAUUCUUGUAGUAGGAAGCAUCAAUUCUCCUAAAACUUCAUAUUUUCC
Thrips palmi is the source of this 1657-nucleotide messenger RNA. RefSeq names its product porphobilinogen deaminase. Gene Ontology annotation, biological process: heme biosynthetic process. Gene Ontology annotation, cellular component: cytoplasm. The record is from RefSeq and is a predicted model, not a curated record. Gene Ontology annotation, molecular function: hydroxymethylbilane synthase activity. Lineage: Eukaryota; Metazoa; Arthropoda; Insecta; Thysanoptera; Thripidae. The transcript is spliced from 7 exons. The coding region runs from base 154 to 1245 and encodes 363 amino acids.